Molecule: messenger RNA, 885 nt
Organism: Prorocentrum cordatum
Lineage: Eukaryota; Dinophyceae; Prorocentrales; Prorocentraceae
Source: the annotation of a GenBank genome assembly
AUGAACUUCAUCUGCAGCUUCGAGCGGCUUGGUAUGUCGAAGCGAUUUGUUUUGUUUGCUGCCGAUAAAAAUGCCUACGACGGUCUUGUUCGCAACUUCCCAGACGCAACCGUCAUUUUUCACCCUCACGUGAGGAAAUUUGCUCAGGCCAUGGCAGACAGGACAAAUGUGAUGUUUUUCAGUCGAGUGUUGAAAUUGGCUGUUGCACAGAUCUUGCUUGAUACAGGGCGUGAUGUGCUUAUCACGGAUACCGAUAUCGCCUGGAUUCGGGACUCGUCGGAGGUCCUUCACGAGUCCGGCUUGGAUUUCGCUGCGAUGCCAGACUCUUGCGCACACGACAUUAAUUCAGGUUUCGUUUAUUACCGCAAUGUUCCGCAAACAAGGGACUUGCUUCACAUGUCUCUGAGCACAUGGAGGGAGAGUUGGUUUUGUGGUGAUAACGACCAGUACGUGCUCAACUGCGGCUGGAAACGGGCCGCAAUCAAGGGCCUCAACUACAGAGUGCUGCCCGCAAACUCGUGGUCAACCAGAUGCACAGGCAGCAUACGUUGCACAUGUACAUCGUCAUUCAAAUCCGUUGAUGACACGUACGGGCGAAAAAUGUUUGGAGUGGGAGAUGGUUACCCGUAUGCUUAUCACACAUAUGGCAUGACAGCCAAUUACAAAAACGAGCUUGAUAUGCUCACUGCGCUUGAUAUGGUCGAUGUGGAUUUUCAGACUGGCCAGUGCAAAAAAGGCCCCAAGUCGAUCUCAUUAGACACACUAGUAAAACAAUGCUCCACUCAAGAAGGCGGCAUUGUCCACGCCAUGUGCAGUGACUCGUGCAAGACAGAGCCAGUCCGUGCAGAAGCCAUUGUUGCUAGCCUCGAAUCUCGCUUGGCCUGA